Sporothrix brasiliensis 5110 is the source of this 1491-nucleotide messenger RNA. RefSeq lists its product as uncharacterized. Lineage: Eukaryota; Fungi; Ascomycota; Sordariomycetes; Ophiostomatales; Ophiostomataceae. The transcript has 4 exons. The record is from RefSeq and is a predicted model, not a curated record. Bases 1 to 1491 code for a protein of 496 amino acids.
AUGUGGUUGUCCCUCAUCAUGAUCAAGAAACUAGCCCUGCUAGGCCUAGGUGUCAACAACGACAACGACGUCAAACGCAACUAUGGCUAUGGCUACGGCUUCCCAGCUAUCACCGAGACGGAGACCGUAACUCUCUAUGACCUAUGCUCUAACACAGUCAGCUACACGACAGACGUUAGCACAGAGACGUACGUCAAAAUGUACACAGAGACAUACACGGAAACUGAGACUCAGACGAUCAGUGUCACCAUCAGAGACUCUUUCAGCUGCACGCCCUGCACGUCCGAGAAAUAUCCCAUGAGCACGACCAGUGCCACAACCGGCAUCUUCACCAUCACCAGCUCGUCCUCUUCAGGUCCGGCCUCGUCCCACUUCACCUGGUCUGAGUCGACGGAUGCUGUCUCCGGCCCAAGCGGCGUGUCCGGCACGAGCAUCUGGAGCAGUAGAAUCGCUAGUAGCAGCAUUUCAUCCAAAACCGGCUACAAUGUCUCCUUCCCCACGGCGUCCUAUUCGACUACGCCGUACUCGCGUCCCUUCAACACUACUUUUUCCACGCUGCUCACCAGCGCCUCGUCGACUACUGCCAUUUCCGGCCCGAGCUCUGCUAGCAGUUACACAUCUGUCGUGUAUUCUCAGUCGCCGGACUCGUCGUUGGGCGCAUCAACUGCUACAGUAACCGGUCCGAGCAGGAGCGGAAGCAGCAGUAGCAGUGUCGACUCAACCACCUACCUGACUGUCGAAUCCUCAAUGACAGUCACCAUCACCAAGUCGCUCCAGACAUCGACGAACAGCCUGUCUACCUCUAGAGAUCGCACAGGUUCUGGCUCCCAGACUGGGUCGCUCCCCAGUCUCAGUCUCAGCGCCAGCACCAGCCUCAGUACAAGCACCAGAGUUGACGCUGUUUCUGGAGCCAGCUCUUCCUACGGCGGUAUGACCUACACAAUCCUGUCGACUGCAUCCUCGUGGGCCUCCGUGUCUAGCAGCUUCGGUUUCGGCGACACUACGACGAGCACUUUAAGUUCCGUCGGCGCCACUACUAGCUCAGUGAGCGUUAUCCUGCCUAUCUCCAGCACCGGCAUACUACAGGAAUCUCCCACGCUGUCGUCACAAACUGUGCCACCCACAUCCUUCCCGGUUAGCUAUGGCGAUGGUGGCGACGGCGAGACCUCGACCACUGCAGAGGCCGUGACUGCCACCUCGUCCUCUAGCUUCACUUCUAAAGCCUCCGCCACCACGAGGGGCUGGCCAGGCGGUUACGAGUAUGGCGUGCCACCCGUAGAAACCACACUGGUAGAGAAGCACACAGAAACUGCGACUGGCGCCCAUUCCUACUGGGGCUGGGGCGGCGGUUCGAAUCAUGUUGAGAUUAAUAGACCCCAGCGUAAGGAAGGCGAGUUGUCGCGUGGUAACAACAAGAACAAUCGCAAUGGCGACAACCACGGGCCCGGCCAAGGUGGCCACGCCGUCUGGAAAGGCCGUUUCCAUAUGUAG